Messenger RNA from Larimichthys crocea (large yellow croaker), 5548 nucleotides. It is a transcript of the gene mtss1, whose product is annotated as MTSS I-BAR domain containing 1. The record is from RefSeq and is a predicted model, not a curated record. Gene Ontology annotation, biological process: cell projection assembly; plasma membrane organization. Gene Ontology annotation, molecular function: phospholipid binding; actin binding. Lineage: Eukaryota; Metazoa; Chordata; Actinopteri; Sciaenidae. The transcript is spliced from 14 exons. Gene Ontology annotation, cellular component: cytoplasmic side of plasma membrane; actin cytoskeleton. The coding region runs from base 744 to 3074 and encodes 776 amino acids.
GUGUGUGUGUGUGUGUGUGUGUGUGUGUCCUCUCAUUCACUUCAGGUCUCCCGCUGGAAGAGAGCGAGCGGAGCGGAGGGAUCCGGCUGUCUGUGCCCGUGUUCCUCUCACCGUGUGUCGGCUAAACUCGGAGGAAAACACCGCGAAACCAACAACGACGAACGCGCCGGAUUAAAAACCCGCCAGAUAAGAUUUGAUCGAUUGAUUUGAUCGGAACUGAUUGAUCACACACACACACACACACAGUCACAGGUUGCUAGCCGAGUUAACGCUAGCCGAGCCGAGCCGAGCCGAGUUAGUGAGUUAGCUCGCCGCGGUUAGCUCGAGUUAAACGGGCUAAACUUUAGAGCCAUCCCCCCCCGGGUAGUCUGCUCCGUGAGUCCGGCAGGAUGUGGUGUUUUUCCGGACGUGUAUCCCGCUGGCCGGCCGGUAGCAUCGGCUGACUGUGGAAGCCUAACGGUCGACCUGGAGCUUCUCCCCCCGUGCCGGGCCGUGUGUGUGUCCCCCCCCCGGCUCCCUGCGCUGUUUUUGGGGCUGCUUCUUUUGGACUUCGCCCUCGGGGUUGUUUUCUAAACUCCUUCUCUUCUCUCCUCUAAACCGUUUAUUCUUCUGUUGGAGUAUUUUUCUUUUUUUUUAAAAAAAUCAAAACUUUUCUGGAAGUUUUCUUUCUUUCUUUUUUUUUCUUUUUUUUUUUUUUUUGUUGGGAAGUUUUGAGGAGGAAUUUUUCCGAGCCUGUCGGAAAAAUGGAUGCGGGUAUAGAGAAGGAAUGCAGCGCCUUGGGAGGGCUCUUCCAGCUCAUCAUGAACGACAUGAAGGCCAGUUAUCCGACAUGGGAGGACUUCGUAACCAAAGGAGCCAAGCUCCAGUCACAGCUCAGGACGACCAUCGUGGUGACCGGGGCCUUCCUGGACGCCUUUCAGAAGGUGGCGGACAUGGCGACCGGGACCAGAGGUGCCACCAAGGACAUCGGCUCAGCGCUGACCAGGAUGUGUAUGAGACACCGCAGCAUCGAGUCCAAACUCAAACUGUUCACCACAGCGCUCUCAGAAAGUCUGAUCACUCCGCUGGAGCUGAAGAUGGAGGAGUGGAAGAAAGUGGCCAGUCAGCUGGACAAAGACCACGCCAAAGAGUACAAGAAAGCCCGAGCAGACAUCAAGAAGAAAUCAUCGGACACCAUCAAGCUGCAGAAGAAAGUGAAGAAAGGGAAGGACGAGGCUCGCGGUCAGCUGGACAGCGCGCUGCAGGACGUCAACGUCCGCUACGUCGUCCUGGAGGAGACGGAGAAGCGAGCCGUGUGCAGAGCGCUGAUCGAAGAGAGAGCGCGCUACUGCAGCUUCGUCGGGAUGUUGAAGCCUGUGCUGGACCAUGAGAUCAACAUGCUGGGUGAGGUGACCCACCUGCAGACCAUCCUGGAAGAUCUGACCAACCUGACCGCCGAGCCCAACAAACUCCCAGCAGCCAGCGAGCAGGUGAUUUUGGACCUGAAAGGUUCUGAUUUCAACUACACCUAUCAGACACCGCCGGCUUCUCCCAGCAACACUCUGUCCAGGAAGAGCAGCAUCAGCAGUAACUACCAGUCUGGAUCAGUGAGACACGUUCCCUCUCUGGACUCCAUCAGCUGUGCUGUCGAUGGAGUGCACAUCCAGGAUGCCGUCGGCUCAACCAAUCAGCUCGCAGCUGCAGGGAGCGGAGGGGCAGAGAACGGCAUGUUGGCCCCGCCACACAACGCCUACUCAAACCACGGAGAGAGAGCUCGAGCCAUGUCGGCGUCUGGGAAGUCUUGCUCGGCCCGGGAUCAGCUGGCGCUGACGUUGGGUGCGUUGAAUUCGGACGCCCAGAGGAGCAGCAGGGACUCUCUGCACUGCUCAAGCGGCUACAGCACCCAGACCACCACCCCGUCCUGCUCCGAGGACACCAUCCACACACACACUGUAAAGAGAGAUCCUCCCCUCUAUGUCGACUACGAGUCCAUCUCUCUCCACGGAGACGCCGACUCCAUCUCCUUACACCACCUCUCACACGGCAACAGCCAGUCAGACUUCGACAAGUCCUCCACCAUCCCGAGGAACUCCGACCUCAGUUUCCAGUACAGGAAGUUCGCUCAGUCCAAGCGCCCCUCCUCUACUGUGAGCCUAUUGGCCGAGCCCGAACUGAUCGGCAGGUCGGCCCACCAGCUGCCGUCCCACACGGCGACCAUCCGCCGCAAACCGUCGUCCAAGCCGGCGUAUCGCAGGGGCACCAUCAGCGGCGGCGUCCCCAUCCCCAUCAGCACCCCGCAGGUUCCCCUCAAAGCCAUCGGAGGAAACGGCGGCAGCGACGAGAAUGUCUUUGCGGUGCCCUCCGCCAUCGGAGGAGGCGGAGGUUUAGGUUACAAUAAACUCUGCACCUCCACACAGAGCCUCAGUGCCUUACCUCCCUCCUCCUCCUCCUCCCCGUACUACCAGCUGGUCCCUGGUCAGAUGCCCAUCCCGGUGCCUGUGCCCACUGUGCCCUCCCUGGCACUAGAGGGCAGCAACGCCAAGCAGCAGCAACAGAGACACUACCAGCAACAGCAGCAAAUGAACCAACAACUAAAUCAUCAGCAGCAACGCAAUCAACUACAGCAGCAGCAGCAGCAAUACCAGCAGCCGCAGCAACAGUUUCAGCAGCAGCAGCAACUACAGCAACAGUUUGCACAUCAACAGCAACUACAGCAACAGUUUCAACAUCAACAAUCACUGCUUCAGCAACCCCAGCAACUGCUUCAUCAACAAGACCAGUACCAGCAGCAGCAGGAGCAGCUGAACCAGCAGCAGAAACAGAAGCUGUUCCAGCAGCAGCAGGCCCAGCUCCAGGCCUCCGCCUCCCAGGGAGAGCCCCCCAGUCCGGGCCAGGGUGCUCACUAUCAGCCCCAGGCUCCUCCACCCUCCAGCCAGGACCAGAACCAGGACCAGAACCAGGACCAGGAGCAGGAGCAGGUGACCCAGAGUGGAGGAGGAGACAUGCUGCACCAGAUCAGAGGAGUGCGGCUCAAAAGGACCGUCACCAACGAUCGCUCCGCCCCUCUCCUGCCACCUCCCACCAAUCACAAGUGACGCUGAUCAGCAGACUUCCCGUCGGACACGGAUCGAUCGCGGACUGAUCGCAGGAACUCGACGUGUCGCAUUUUAUUUUGUAGAAUUCUGCUUCCUUUUAGGCCGCGCUCUUAGUUUGAAACAUUUUUUUGAGACGUUGUCGUCGCUUCCUGUUGCCGCGGCGACCACCUUUUGCCUCUUCUUUUUUUUUUUUUUUUUUUUUUUUUUUUUUUUUUUUUUUGGUUCAUGUUUGCAUUUCAAUGUGUCGACGCAGUCUCACCCACAGAACUGCCGCUCGUUUUAAUUAGUACUCCUGCUCAAUCGUUAUGUGGCUUCUUAAUCAGCCGCACAGGAAGCUGUUCAGAUCCUCGUCAGUCCUAGGUGCGUUUAAAUUCGCCUUUUUUCACUCCCAGUGGGGUGGGGUUCAGUAAAGUCCAGUAGCUCCACUGUGUCGCAUGGUUGAACCAUGGUGUGUGUGUGUGUGUGUGUGUGUGGAGGUUUUACUUUGCUGGCUGUGGGUCGGUGUCGGUCCAGUCCAGACGUCUGCAGAGUGUUUUGGGUUGUUCCGGGUCAUCUCAAAGAGUCGCACACCGAACCCGACGCUUCCCGACACCCGCCCGGGUCUGCAGACUGUAAAUAUGUUGGAACAAACAACAAACGUUUUUGGCCCGAGUCGAGGAGCCACAAUGGCGACAGUUUACGCUCCCGGGACGCCAAAUGGCGCCGCUGACGGGUACGGUUUGUGGUUAAAGGAUUAAAACGGUUAGUGUGUGCAAAUGUCUGGUUUACUGUGUAAAUAUCUCUGAGGAAUAAUAACAGCAACUUUUAGAGGCAACGCUGUUUUUAGAAGCACGAACACAUGAACCCUCUGCCACCACAUCAAAUCAUUUAAUAUUCAAACUAUGUAACGAACUCACUGUUGCUCAUUAUCGUCACUUAUUGUCUGCAGGUACGUUCACGUUAAGUCAGACAAACAAAUCAUCUGAUUUAUUGAUGUCUGUCAGUUUCACCAUCAGAGGGCGCUGAUCCUUUUAUUUUUACGUCUUGGUCACGUCUGUAAGAAUCAAACAGUUAUUAAAAUAUUUAUGACUUAUAACAUAUAACAUAUAAAAAAUACAGCGUCGCCCUCAAAUCCCGUCCAAUCAUCUGUCGGGGCUGUUUAACUGUUGUAACGUGCAAUAAUUAUUAAUUCACAUAAUUAAUGUUCAGUUUUAUCAUCGACACAAGCUGAUAUGAUCUUCUCCCGUCCCGUGAUCUUCAGAUUACGGUCACGUAAACUAAAGAGAAGCCUCGGUUUAAUGUUUGUUUCAGCUCCAGUUAUUUAUUUCAUCAGUUUUAGCUUCAGCGUGGCGGUGUGUCCGUCAGGAGAAUCUUCUGCUCACAGAUCUCUGUCGUGUCGUGUUUGAUAAAGACUCUGCUCGACCUUUGACUUUGUCUGUUUGACUUCAGCUCACUGCGAGGACCGUUUCAGCGUUUCACUUUUUUAAAUUAAACUAUAUUUAUCGACCCGGUUUGGUUCGGCUCCGAUAGCUGGCUCUAUUUUGGAUUCUGUUCCAAGUCGGUAAAAAUAUUUACAUCUGUUAAUUCUCAUAAAAUCUCCGUUGUCAUCUCAGAUAUUCAGAGAAACGCCAAACAAGCGCUGUCGGUCAUCAUGAGUGUGUGUGUGUUGCCUCUAAAAGUUGCCUGUUGAGUUGUUGCAACAUGCUGGGACGCGGGGCCGUAGCUAAUGUUGAGGCCUGAAGUCAUGAGCCACAACUUAAUGACCAGUGAAUGAAACAUUAAAACAUCAGGUAACGUUAACGUAACUUCUCAGAUUCCAACUUCAUGGCUUGUUUUUGUCUGAUCAACAGUCCAAAUCUCAAAGAUAAUCCGUUUGCAGGUUUCGUGCUCGGUAUUUCUUAAAUCGUGGUUACGGCCCUGCUGGAAAGCUGAGCAGAGGCCAGCUGCAUGCUGGGAAACGCAGUCCAGUCUCUGGUCAGCUGGUCUGUUCUUUUUGUGUGUUUCGGGAUUUCCUCCAGCUGAUUUCAGUGUUUUUUUUUUUAAUUGUUGACAAGUCAGAGAAGCUUGUGAUGUUCAUUAUUGAUUGAUUGAUUGAUUGAUUGAUUGAUUGAUUGAUGGACCCGACGAGCCUCACAGCAGUUGUUUGUGUAUAUAUUAGUGCUUCUAUUCCUGGGAGAGAUCUAAAUCUAUAUAUAAAAUGUAUGUAUACAUAUCCUGAUUGUAUUUUUGUUGAUUUAUCGAUCAGACGACGCGAUCAGACCCGACGCCGCCGCCGUCCGUCGGUCGUCAUAUUUUUGUAGAAAAGCUUUAAAAGGAGGUGAACUUCCUGAUGUUUGGAGGAUCUGAAACCCGAUUUGGACGUCUGGACUGUCGAGGAGCAAACGAAGGACUGAGCAGACGCACGGACGACUUGAACCAACAGAAUGUAGAAAAUGUUUUGUUUUUCAUUUUUGAUGUUCGCUGUGGGAUCGAUAAUAAUAAUAAUAAUUGAUUGA